Messenger RNA from Pyrus x bretschneideri (Chinese white pear), 967 nucleotides. Its product is annotated as CASP-like protein 5C1. Bases 331 to 807 code for a protein of 158 amino acids. The transcript has 4 exons. Gene Ontology annotation, cellular component: membrane. NCBI's taxonomy places the organism in Eukaryota, Viridiplantae, Streptophyta, Magnoliopsida, Rosales, Rosaceae. The record is from RefSeq and is a predicted model, not a curated record.
UCAUGGAAUACACUUUACUACAGGAGCGCGUAAACAAGGAGUACAAAAAGCAUCUCACAGUUACAGCACAGCAUACUCAGACACCAUUUCUCCAAUCAGUUUCGUCCAUUGAGACGAUGCCACCCAAGAAAAGUGCAAAAUGGAGAGAAGAGAAGCAAUCCAGAUUCCAUGAACAAGAUUAAGGAAGGGAUAACAUUUCCGAAGCCGCAGAGCCGUUUGAUAACCAUUUCAGCUUUUAGUUUGAGUUUUUUCGGUUUUCCCUUAGAGGAUAUGAGAGGGAGGGAUGUUAGAAAUGGUGGAUGUUGUAAAUGAUUAAGAUGAACCCUAGAUAUGCAAAAAGGGCUGACCAUGGAUGAGGUACCUGGAUCAGUGGGGACGAGUGCCAGCUUCUCAUUGAGAUUGGGUCAGGCCAUCUUUUCCUCUGCUUCUCUUCUCUUCAUGUCUUUGGGUGUGGAGUUCUACAGCUACACGGCUUUCUGCUAUCUGGUAACAGUCAUGGGUCUGGUCAUACCUUGGAGUUUCACUUUGGCAUUGGUGGAUGGUUACUCUGUGCUCGUGAACUGCCCUCUUCGUCAGCCCGGAAUACUGCUCAUCAUCGUUGUCGGAGAUUGGGUAUUAUCCAUUCUCACUCUAGCUGCAGCUUGCUCAACGACUAGCGUUGUGGAUAUCAUGCUCCAUGCUAACGGUCCAUACUGCCCUCCAAAGUUUUGCAGCAGAUAUAAAAUAUCGGCUGCGAUGGCCUUCAUGUCAUGGUUUCUGUGUUUGGCUUCGUCUCUUUUCAAUCUUUGGUUACUUCCGUCCUUGUGACUUCUCACAUGAAUAUAGCUUGUCUUCGACUUCUGCAGACAUUUGUGAACAUCGUAUUCAAAACUAUUUGAAACCAUAGGUUUGUAUUUGAUAGCGUUCAAAUCAUACACAAGCAAUUGUAAAUCAUCAAUAAAAGUUUCAUUCAAUGUUUAAAAGCUCA